CACACUCGAGAACCCUUAACUUACCCCAGAGCCAGAAUCGCAAUGACCGCUCCUCAACUCCGUUCAGCACGGAUAUUUGCUAGAGUCUUUCCAAAGGUCAAGUCGAAUGCCCUUUACAAUACGAAACACGCACUCUUACGUUGGUUCGACGACCUCGGCGCUGCACUUACAAAUGACCUGCAAGAUGCCUUACAACAUGUAUCACAAGACAUUGGCGCAGAUCAGUUGUUAAGUUGGUACACAGAUUGCGUACGGGCACAUUUCGUGCAGCGGUACGCCGUGCUCGGACUCUCACUCAGCGUUGCGACAUUGCCGGAUACAUUUGCGACGUUGUACCGAGCGUAUGCGCAUUACUCGACUCCAAUACCCCAGAACAAUGCUCUCCAGCAUGCGUUCAAGGCCUUGUGCACCGGCGCUGUCCCCACCACCACGCUGGAACCCCUACUUGAAGAAUGGCUACGAGAUAACCUGCAAUCAAAUGCGAGGCCAGAAUUCUUGAAAACAAUUACAGCGAUACGGGCAUGCGGGUUUGGAAGGGUUCUUGAUGGUGUGUUUGGCAGAAUGCUGGGAGCAGCAGUGAAGGAGGCUGUUCAUGAGACAUUUGCUGGGCAAUGGGAUAAAGCGACGCGUGAGCCGGCGCAGGAGUAUGUCUUACGGCGCUUUGGAGAUGUUACAGCGCUUAUUCUGCAUGCUUCGAGCAGUACUGGGAAGUUACUGACAUCGUACACUGUUGAUGUGCUGCGGAAUCUACGGACUACGGAGUUGUUCGAUAUCAUCACUGCAUACCCAACUUCACAGCCCGCUCUCGAGGAUCUCCGGCAUAUCCUUACCGUACCGGAACACAGGGCACAUUUGACCUCUACCUUCUCUGCCGCCGUCUCUAAGCGUUUGUUGCACCCAGGCGCUGACACGGGGUUGAUCCUGACACACUUUGUUCAUACCGUCCGCGCAUUCCAGAUUAUCGAUCCGCGUGGAGUUUUACUGGACAAAGUGGCAAGACCAAUUCGUGCAUACCUGAGUGGACGGGAGGAUAUGGUACACUGCAUCACCCUUGGUCUCUUCGGCGCCGUGACAUCCGAUAUCGACGGACCCAACCUCGCGGGUGAGCUGGAGCGGAGUGCGAAGGAAGCCGAGGUGGAGGACGAGUGGGGCUUGGACUGGCUUCCUGAUCCGAAUGAUGCGUUGCCCACUUACAGAAGUGGUCGUGGUAAGGAUGUUGUUGGUAUGCUAUUGGGGUUGAGCGAGAGUAAGGAUCCGUUUGUGAAGGAGAUGCAGGUGUUGUUGGCAGGGCGGCUGUUGAGGGAUGAGGUGCUUAAGACUUGGGCGUGUGAGGAUGAAGUCCGGACUGUGGAGUUGUUGAAGGGGAGGUUUGGGGAGGGUACACUCAAUCAACUCGAGAUUAUGCUGAGGGACAUACAAGAGAGUAAGGUGAUCGAUUCGACCAUCAAGAAAGGUGGUGAUGGGAAUGGCUUGAGUGCGGUUAUCCUGUCGCGAUUGUUUUGGCCGACAUUGAAGAAGGAGACCUUGAGGUUGCCAGCGGAGGUAGAGGAAAAGUUUGAGGCUUACGAACAGGGUUUUACGAAGUUGAAGGCGAGUCGGCAAUUGGCGUGGCAUAAAACGCUGGGUGUAGUGAAUGUUAACUUGGACUUUGAGGAUGGGAGGAGGGUUGAUAUAGAUGCCACACCUGCUCAAGCGGUUGUUGUGCAUGCUUUUGGUGAGGAGAGCGAGUUGAGUGUGAAGGAUUUGAAGGCAAGGACCGACAUGGAUGAUGCAGGAGUGAAACGCGCACUGGCAUUUUGGGUGAAAAACAAAGUCCUGCGAGCAACCUCAGACAACACCUAUGCACCCCUUGAAGAUGCCUCCACAGCCUCUACCACCACCGCCCCAAGCUUCCUUCCGACUGACGCCGAACCAGCUUCAGCAAUCCAGAGUGCAGCCGAUGCAGCAGCGGAGGAGAUGCGGAUCUACUGGCAAUUCAUUGUGGGAAUGUUGACGAACCUGGGGCCGAUGCCGAUUGAGCGGAUGCAGAUGAUGUUGGGGAUGUUGGUUCCGGGAGGGUUUACGAGGUCGCUGGAGGAGUUGAGGAGUUUCUUGGAGGUUAUGGCUAAGGAGGGGAAGAUUGAGUUGGGAACUGGUGGGGUAUAUAAGUUGGUGUAAGUCGUCAAACGUGAUGCAUAUUUUGUUAGGAACCGGGGUGCACGGUGUUGAUGGGUACUAGCUAAUCGCAAUGCUGGUAUAGGUAGUAUAGACGGAUUAACAACACCUGUACGCCUGAGGUCCAG
Saitoella complicata NRRL Y-17804 is the source of this 2282-nucleotide messenger RNA. RefSeq lists its product as uncharacterized. Gene Ontology annotation, molecular function: ubiquitin protein ligase binding. The transcript is spliced from 2 exons. The coding region runs from base 43 to 2157 and encodes 704 amino acids. Gene Ontology annotation, biological process: ubiquitin-dependent protein catabolic process. Lineage: Eukaryota; Fungi; Ascomycota; Saitoellomycetes; Saitoellales; Saitoellaceae. The record is from RefSeq and is a predicted model, not a curated record. Gene Ontology annotation, cellular component: anaphase-promoting complex.